Messenger RNA from Cadophora gregata, 1011 nucleotides. RefSeq lists its product as uncharacterized. NCBI's taxonomy places the organism in Eukaryota, Fungi, Ascomycota, Leotiomycetes, Helotiales, Ploettnerulaceae. The transcript is spliced from 3 exons. Bases 1 to 1011 code for a protein of 336 amino acids. The record is from RefSeq and is a predicted model, not a curated record. Gene Ontology annotation, cellular component: nucleus. Gene Ontology annotation, biological process: rRNA processing.
AUGGGGUCGUCUAUGAGAAAGAAGAAGGAGAAGAAAAAGGAUUUUCAGAAACCAAAAUUGAGAGUUGGGAAGACGAAGGCGAAAGCUGAUAACUUUACUGAUACGAGUUUUAAAGCUAAAUCUAUCGUACUCAACCAACAGUCCUUGACUACGGUCGCACCUUCUACCACUACACAACUCACUCACUACCUGUCACUUGCCUCGUCGUCGAAAUCCGACACCCAACGUAAAGACGCAUUGUCCUACCUGGUCUCGCGACUUUCAAACGCACCCUCGGAUGCUCCAACAUUACCAGCAUCCAUCCUCCUCCCAAAGCUCCUUCCCUUAAUUCUCGACGGAUCUACCUCGGUUCGAACGCAACUUCUUAAAUUAUUCAAGACCCUACCACCCGACGACGUAUCCGACAGAGCCGAAUCCGUAAUCCUCUACACCCGGGCGGGCAUGACCCAUCUAGCCACCGAAAUUCGCGACGAUGCUCUCAAUGUCCUAGAAUGGUUUCUCGACAUUACCGGCGACGCAAGUGUCAAAUGCCCAGGGGGCUGGGUCAAGACCUUCAACUCGUUUAUCAGCAUGAUGGGCUGGGCGCGCGACAAAAGCACUACCAGCAAAUGGACCUCGGAAAGUAAAGUCACCAUCAGCAAUAAAGCCAACAAGUCUUUCGCCCGCCAACUUACUCUCCUCGCUAAGUUCCUGAAAACCGGUUUGGACGAGGAAGUCAUCCUGGUUAAGAGAAGUCUAAACGAUAUUAAGUUCGAUCCAGCUACUUAUGCGCUGCCUACUGUACAUGAUCCGUUUGGGUAUUUGAAUCUGUUUGGACCGCCGAGAGAUGAGGAUGGUACUGCGUAUAUGGAUUCUGAUUCUAGGAGGAGAGUGUUCCAGAAAAGGUUUAGAGAGAUUGUGGAUAAGGGAGCGGAAGAUGCAAGGAGAGCUGGGGGUGAGACUGGAAGGGCGGGAUCACUGCUUACAAAGGUUGUUAAUGAGGGUAUGGCGAACUUCGAUUCCGCGACUUGA